Hyaloperonospora brassicae is the source of this 1230-nucleotide messenger RNA. NCBI's taxonomy places the organism in Eukaryota, Oomycota, Peronosporomycetes, Peronosporales, Peronosporaceae. The record is from the annotation of a GenBank genome assembly.
AUGCGACAGCGCGCCGUCCCGAGCGACGCGACCGCCAGCGCGGGCGACGCGCACGAGAACGUCGUGACCCGUUCCGCGCGUCGCGUGCUGCAAACCGUCGACGUGUACCCGAAGAUGCACUGCGAGUUCAACGUGCAGACCGAGUGGGGCGCGCGGGUCUCCCUACUCGCAGGUCUGGUCAUGCUCGUGCUCUUGACGUCGGAGCUGCACGCGUACUGGCGGCCCAACACGCACGAGCAUAUGGUCGUGGACGCGUCGCUCAAUGCGAAGCUACAGGCGCAUGUGGACAUUAGUUACUUGGCGCUCAACUGCCGCGACGCGCACAUGAACGCGAUGGACGUCGCGGGGGAGCUGCAGGUGAACAUGCACCAGACAAUGGUCAAGACCCGUCUGGACAGCCGCGGGCAGGCGAUUGGACGGCCCAUUGCAAUGCGCAAAGACGGGACGGCGAGUGCACCAGGAGACGAGAAGGCAGACGAAGCAGUGGACGCCUGUGGCAGCUGCUACGGAGCUACGCACCCGGCAGGCAAAAGCUGCUGCAACACGUGUGACGACGUGAAGGAAGCGUUCGUGAGCAGUGGCCAAUCGCUGGAGGAAGCGAGCCAGAAGGCACAGUGUGUGCGCGAGAGCGUGGAAGAAGAGACACUGGCGCAGGACGGCGAAGGCUGUCGGUUCACAGGCACUAUGCUCUUGAACCGCGUGGCCGGCAACUUUCACGUGGCACUUGGACAUACGUUCCAUCGACAGGGAAAGCUUAUGCACCAGUUUCGACCGGGCGAGGAGUACUCGUACAACUCGAGCCACGUCAUUCACAGCUUAUCGUUUGGCGAGCCCGUGGCUGGUGUCGCUGGUCCUCUUGACGGAGUAUUGAAGAUUGCGGCACAGCAUGGCGGCGUGUUUCAGUAUUACAUCAAGAUCGUGCCCACGAUCUACGGUGGUGUUGACGACAAGCCGAUCUACUCGUACCAGUUUGCGGUCACGCAGCAGAGCAACUAUAUGGGCCCCUUCGGACAGAUGAAGUCGCUGCCGGGCACUUUUUUCGUGUACGACCUGUCGCCUUUUAUGGUGAAGGUGGAGAAUAAGCGCAUGCCAUUCACGCAUUUCCUCACCAAAGUGUGUGCCAUCGUGGGCGGCGUCAUCUCGAUUGCUGGCUUUGCCGAUUCGUUUAUGUACAAUUCGCUGCACGUGCGUCGUUCGGCCACUGGUGGAGGGGCGAGUAAGUUUGGCUAG